Mangifera indica (mango) is the source of this 1656-nucleotide messenger RNA. RefSeq names its product lanC-like protein GCL1. The transcript has 5 exons. The record is from RefSeq and is a predicted model, not a curated record. NCBI's taxonomy places the organism in Eukaryota, Viridiplantae, Streptophyta, Magnoliopsida, Sapindales, Anacardiaceae. Gene Ontology annotation, cellular component: plasma membrane. Bases 47 to 1345 code for a protein of 432 amino acids. Gene Ontology annotation, biological process: carbohydrate metabolic process; peptide modification.
UAUCUCUCUCUAUCUCGUUCCUCAAAACGACCGACGUGUAAUUACCAUGUCUUCCGUACAGUUCGCUUCUUCUAAGGAUACUCAUCAAGACAACAACAACAACAACAACGAACGCCUCGAUUUGCUUCUCACUAAGCCCAAAGCCAUGGAUCUGACGCUCAAUUUGUCUCUCUCAACUGAUACUUUUCUCAAAGCGGCUUUGUCUCUCAAACAACAAGUACUGGAGGUCACGCGGCGGAGAGGCGGUGGUGAACUGAUUUCGGGUGCGGGUACGGGCGUGGAUCCCACGCUUUAUAGUGGUCUGUUGGGGACUGCUUUUACCUGUUUCAGAUCGUAUGAGAUAACUGGUAACCCCCAUGACUUGCUAUCGUCGGCUGAGGUUGUUGAGACUUGCGCCUCUGUCGUACCUGCCUCGACUAGACACGUGACGUUUUUAUGCGGUAGAGGAGGAAUUUAUGCACUUGGAGCAGUGGUGGCUAAUUGCUUGGCGGACCAUCAAAGGCGUGACUUCUUUUUGAAUCUCUUUCUUGAGAUAGCACAAGAGAAGGCUCUUCCGGUUGGACCUGAAGAAGGUGGAUUUGGAAUGUCAUAUGAUCUUAUGUAUGGGCGAGCUGGAUUCUUAUGGGCAGCUUUGUUCAUAAACAAGUAUCUUGGACCGGAGACAUUGACCAAUGAACUUCUCAUGCCUAUCGUUGAUGCUGUGUUAGCAGCGGGAAGAACAGGAGCAUCUGACAACACAGCCUGCCCCUUGAUGUACAGAUGGCAUGGUACGAGGUACUGGGGUGCUGCCAAUGGCCUUGCAGGAAUCCUGCAAGUUCUACUUCACUUCCCUCUCUCUGAAGAAGAUGCUGAGGAUGUUAAGGGGACUUUAAGGUAUAUGAUGAGUAAUAGGUUCCCUCAUAGUGGUAAUUAUCCGGUAAGUGAGGGAAACCCAAGAGACAUGUUGGUGCAAUGGUCUCAUGGUGCAACUGGCAUGGCCAUGACCCUCUGUAAGGCAUCUCAGGUAUUUCCAGGUGAUAGGGACUUUCGCGAUGCAGCUAUAGAAGCCGGGGAGGUAGUGUGGAAGAAUGGAUUGGUAAAGAAGGUAGGACUUGCUGAUGGAGCUGCUGGUAAUGCAUAUGCUUUCCUUUCCCUCUAUCGUCUGACAGGAGAGAGCAUAUAUGAAGAGAGGGCCAAGGCGUUUGCAAGCUUCUUGUAUCAUAAUGUACAGGAACUACAGACUGGGGACCAUGGGCGUGGGGCGGGCCAUGGCUACUCCCUUUUCCAAGGACUUACUGGUGCAGCAUGCCUCUGGUUUGAUCUGCUUGCACCUGGAAACUCUAGGUUCCCUGGAUACGAACUUUAAUUUAUUAAUGUGAACUACAAUACUCUUAAUUAAUAGCACUUGUAUAUAUAUGAGUGUAUCUAUAGCACGAUGAUCAAGCUAUGCCCUCGCUUAUGCACCGGCUAUCCGCCUAUGCGUUUAGCUCGCCUAUGUGUUCCGGGUAAACUCCACUAUAAAAUUCUGCUGUGGAACUGUAGUACAACCGGUGAUAUUGUAGCCUGCCGCUGUUGCUUUCCUGGUUGGUUAUAUAUGUAGACUAACUUUCAAACAUGUAAGAGGCAUCCUUGUAAAGACAAACACAUAGUGCAAAUUGGAUCUCUAAGCUUCUUCAA